Saccostrea cuccullata (small rock oyster) is the source of this 1910-nucleotide messenger RNA. Its product is annotated as IgGFc-binding protein-like. The record is from RefSeq and is a predicted model, not a curated record. Bases 285 to 1910 code for a protein of 541 amino acids. The transcript is spliced from 8 exons. NCBI's taxonomy places the organism in Eukaryota, Metazoa, Mollusca, Bivalvia, Ostreida, Ostreidae.
CUGAUCACCAGAUGAAAAAAGAAAUUCCUAUACAAUAGCAAUACAAUAUUGACAUCUUGUUUUUUUCAGCUGCUUUAUACUGUUUGUCCUGUACUAAUGAUAUUCCUCCGAGAUAUUGUUCUACAGUCAGAAAAUGUAAUGACGGAGAGGUUUGCUUUACGAAAAGUCAUACGUCAGGAAAUGGAACAGUUUUGUUUGACACCGGCUGUAAAUCUUCCCAGGCUUGUGGAUUAGGUCAUAACAAUAAUCACGUAGUUGAUCCACUGCACCACCAUACCCUGUGUAUGGAAUGUUGUUCUUCUCCUCUGUGCAACAACAAAGGAUGUUCUCAAUCAGGAUAUCCGUCAAAUCGAGGACCUAUUUGUUUUGACUGUCAAAACAUAUCAGAUCCAACUCUUUGUGACAAACUGAAAGUAUGCGAAGUUAAUCAGGCAUGCUAUCUGCAGAAAGAGGUUGAGUCUGGAAACUUGCAUUACACAUACAGUUGCAUCAAUAAACAGGCUUGUACCUCAAGCGUAGACAUUUUUGGAAAAAGAAAUAUAGAUGGGUGUUCAAAAUGCUGUCUAACGGACCUAUGUAACAUUCAAUGUGAUGGUAUACCCUCCUCCUUGACAACGCUAAAGACAACGACAUCCAAUCCUACUCAAUUGCAAACAUAUACAGGAAACAUAGGUAGAGAAUUCCUUAUUCUGUUCAUGCGAAAUCGCGCUGGGUCCACUGGGAACCUUUCGAUUUAUAUUACAACUGAAAAUGAAACAGAGGUCACAAUAACAAGUUCUCCAAACCUGGAUACGAACCUUAAAUCAUCAGUUGACAAAACAUUUAAUAUAACGUCAGAGUCUCUAAUCACUCUACCUUUGGAUUUGCAAUGUGAAUACAUGAAGAUUGAACCAAAAGGAAUAUUUGUACGUACAACAGAGGUGUCCAAUGUUACUAUUUUUGACAGUCUAAAUGAUGGAACGAGCGACGGAACGCUGAUAAUACCAACAAAUAAGCUUUCAACUAAAUACCUUGUUUCUUCAACCGAGCCAUUUGAUACCUCAAUGGAUUUAAGUCAGUUUGCUUUGUUACCUCUGCAUGAUCGAACCAAGAUAACGAUAACUUUGAAAAUGAAAAAGACCUCGUCAAUAACUCUCUUGGGAAAUACAUACGGAGACGGAGACACCGUUUUGCUCAAUUUAGAUAGAUUAGAGACUUUCCAAAUAGGUCACACCACAGAUCUUUCUGGCACGUUCAUCUCCGCCACAAAACCAAUAGCUGUCUUUUCCGGAAAUCGAUGUCACAGAUGGAGCGACUUAUCAAAUGACUGCAGUCACAUGUUAACAGAGUUGCCGCCUGCUAAUGAAUUAGAUAAUGAUUAUGUCAUCCCUUCAUUGCAUCACAAUAAAGAAACAUUGUUACAGGUUAUCAGUGAAAACCAAACUUUUAUUAACUGUAGUAUUGGACUACAUUCUGCAUUAAGGUGGCAUUCAAAUGCAUCCGAAUUUAAAGAUAUAUCCUAUAAUGAAUUAACACUUUUAGUUUCAGAAAAACCUAUUUUAGUUGUUGGAUUUGGAAUGGGAUUCAAUUCAAAUAACUCUCAUAUGACAGUCAUACCCGGAGUUAAUCAAUAUGUUAAUUAUUACAAGAUCACUGUGCCUGACGGAUAUACAGAAAACUUCAUGACCGUGAUUAUUCCCAUAGAUUCUGAAUACAACCUACGUAUUAACGGCGGAGAUGCCUUUAAGCAUAAACUAGUGAAAAUAGAACACGGAGGUGUAGGAAAAAUUUUCUACCAAAUUUUCACAUUUCAAGUUGAAAUGGGUACAUAUGUUAUAACCACAACGGAUCAUUCAACAUUUGGGUUAAUUGUUUAUGGACAUCGCACUCAUGACGGGUACGCAUUUGCUGGCAACGUUGUUCUUCCUUAA